UAUUUAUGGCCGUCUUUGCGAUUGGCGCACCGACAGCCCAAAAAUAAAUGGUCCAAAUGAUGAGAGAACGCCACCUUCAGUCUUAUGAUUGAUAAUUGGUAAAAUAUUCUGAGGACCAUCUUACUCUUAUUUGCUAACGGUUUUCGUUUGGUAACCUGGAACAAAUAUUAAACGAUUUUAUUCAUUUUGCUAUUGUUAUGCGCUUGUUCAUGGUGCUUGCCCCUACCUACCAUACAAGUCUCCCAGCGUCUCUGCAUUCAAUUGUUUACCAUUCACCACUCUGAUUGGCAAUUGUAAGGGUCCCUUGAAAUAAGAGGCCAUAAGAGUUACCACUCUAAUAUCCUAAUGCCUUUUUAGGCAAAUGAUGAUUUUAGAUGGAAUAAACGUUUCAUUGAAUUAAAUUUAUUAUGUUAUAUAUUAUCUAUCGCAUCCCAUUUUGGUUGUUAGAGGGCACCAUGGGGCACCUAUUUUUAUUUUGAAUUUUAUUUCCUUGCGACUUUCUCCGUUUGAGAGUAUGGUGCGAAGGAGCGCAAUUGUAUUAAACAACUGUGUGGACAACAACUGCAACAAAGACAACCCAAUCGAAAUUUCAAAAUGUCGUCAGUUUGACUUCCGAAUUAUUUCAAACAAAACACUUGGUUAUCAUCCAGUUAAAGACGGGAUAGAGCAGUUGACUUGGAAGUUUACUACUAUAGAAAGAGGAGAGACUACACCAUUGCUGAAAUGGGAGAUUUAUUUGGAGAUUACGAGAAGCAGUUCAGCAUUUUGUCAGCUGAUAUAACUGCGAAGAUCGGCAAAGUUCCCAACCUUUCCGGAGCCCAAAAGAAAGAUGUUGUUUCAGAGAUUGAACAAAAGCUUGAGGAGGCCCAAGAACUGCUUGAGCAAAUGGAUUUGGAAGUCAGGGCAAUGGGUUCAGAAAACAAAGCUAAAUAUGGUGGAAGAUUGAAAAGCUACAAGGAUGAAGUCUCAAGAAUGGAAAUGGAUUUGAGAAAAGCGAAAAUAGCUUUCUCAGAUCAAGAAGCUGCAAGGGCAGAACUGUUGGCAGGGGAUGAUGGUACUCAUUCAGAAGAUCAGAGAAGUAGACUGCUAGAAAACAGUGAAAAGAUGGAAAGGUCAAGUAGAAGGCUUGAUGAUGGCCUGAGAAUGUGUAUAGAAACAGAGGAUAUUGGCAAUGAUAUAUUGCAAAAUUUGGAGAGAGACAGAGAAACAAUCACAAGAACCAGGGACAGGCUACGCACUACUGACAGCAAUAUUGGCAAAAGUUCUAGAAUUCUAUCAGGAAUGAUGCGACGGAUAAUCCAAAACAGGAUAAUUCUGGCUCUUGUCUGCUUAACGAUUCUGGCAGUUAUCGGCUUGGUGAUUUACAGUGUUGCCAAGAAGUAAACAGAUGAAGGUUCGAGGGUUGGUUGUUGGUUGGGAAGAACCGUCCUUUAUUUCACGUUGUAUCAAUAUGACGUAUAAAAGACGAGUCCUAGCAUUACCAACUUUUGUGGAGUAUUUUGUUAUGAUUUCACCAGUAGUGUCGAAUUUAAAUUUAUACAUUGCUAAUGCUAGCCUACUCUCGAGGUUGCUUCCAUCAACAUUCCCAUUAAUAUUUAUUUCAGGAUUCUUUAUGUGACCCACGCCCCCCUCCCCCGCUCCUUUUUUUAAUCUCCCUGUUUCAUCGACAAAAACCUUCGAAUAAAGAUUUCUUUCGGAAGUCGAACUGUUCUUAGCUUUAACAUUACCUAUUGGAGGUCAACCCAUCGUUUAUUAAAAACUUCUUUUUAUUAAUGUUUAGACUUGGCCAUGACUCCCCUCCCCCUUUAUUUCAUAACACGUUUCUCAAAUUUAGGAUUGAUCUCUUAUUUCUAUAAGACAUAGCUACUGUAGCGUACGAAGACCUUAAUAAUUUUUUUUGUGCUCUCAUAGUAGCAUCUGUGCAUUCUUGUAAUUUUAAUAGCAUGGGAUAAGGUGAAGCGUGAUGAACGUAGCGUAUCAUAUCCGCCAUCCUUAAUAUAACAAUUUUUCUGCAGAUUUUGGGGAAUUUUUUUGAAUUUUCCUAGAAGUUUCCCUUUUGCCCGACCCUGUUACGUUACCGCUGUUUUCUGUAAGCGAAUGCAGAAAAAUAUUUUUUGUAUAUAUCCUGACAUGUGAAUUCUUAAGCUUGUUUUCUGUUAAAAGAAAAGUGGAGCUUAAUGAAUUCGGGAUUUGACCUGGCUUUACCGUCUUGUGCGUCAACCUUUGGCAAAAGCUAGAAGCUUUAUAGGUUAUAAUUGAUACGUAUUAGCUCACUAGUGUCUUCAUCGCCUCCUCUCCGCAUCGAGGCUCGCUGUGCAGAGCACGGUUUAUUACGUUUUGAUUAGAAAUGUAUUCUUAUUGGCUAUUCAAACUCGCUCUUGACAGCAAUAAAUCAAAUUUACCUAUAUCAUACCAGUACACACCCUAGUCCGUCAGUUUUUUACAGAAAAGACUUUUUUCUGAGAAUAGGGCAAAUAUGUAGGAAGGGCUUGGGAGGGUGCACAGCGACCUCAAUGCUACGAGAAGGCUCGAAGAACUCAAAUCGGAGUUCGCCGAGUCUCCUCUAAUUAGGAUAUAUCCGCAUGUAGUACUGAUUUAUUAUAAUAUCUUGAAUUUAAAUGUUGUUGCACUUUCAAUUUACUGAAAAGAAAUGUGUUUU
Molecule: messenger RNA, 2659 nt
Organism: Rhopilema esculentum
Lineage: Eukaryota; Metazoa; Cnidaria; Scyphozoa; Rhizostomeae; Rhizostomatidae
Product: vesicle transport through interaction with t-SNAREs homolog 1A
Biological process (GO): retrograde transport, endosome to Golgi; intracellular protein transport; intra-Golgi vesicle-mediated transport
Cellular component (GO): Golgi apparatus; late endosome membrane; ER to Golgi transport vesicle membrane
Molecular function (GO): SNARE binding; SNAP receptor activity
Source: RefSeq, a predicted model, not a curated record